Messenger RNA from Orbicella faveolata, 2034 nucleotides. RefSeq names its product glutamate dehydrogenase, mitochondrial-like. Gene Ontology annotation, cellular component: mitochondrion. Gene Ontology annotation, molecular function: L-glutamate dehydrogenase (NAD+) activity. Gene Ontology annotation, biological process: L-glutamate catabolic process. NCBI's taxonomy places the organism in Eukaryota, Metazoa, Cnidaria, Anthozoa, Scleractinia, Merulinidae. The record is from RefSeq and is a predicted model, not a curated record.
GCAAAAAAUAAAUUGACGUCAAUUUUUAUAUCGUCUGUCCUGUUAUUGACAAUGAAUUUCGUCAUCACUGUUGUUAAAACCACUCGGCUAUGGCUUGGUGGAUCCAAAGCUACUUUGACCACGUUAUGACUAACCUGCUAUCAGGCGUUCUUUCUUUUUUCCUUUUUCCUUUUUUUAAUUCAUGAUCAAUAACAAGUCGGACGCGUGAAAAACUGACGUCAUUUUGUUAUAGAAUGUUUGUUCAGCCUUCUAAUUAUAGAGAAUCACGUGAUUGGAAGGAAAAUGGCCGUGUGAUUUCCUUUGAAAACCUGGCGCUAGCCUGUAAUUGGCUGAGCGGUCACCUCACAAUCAACAGAAGCGGAAGGCCCGAUUGUGGUGUUCGAAUGACGAGGGUUUUGGUCGUAAAAUAGUCUUUCUGUACUCAAAAUUUGGAAAUGUUUAGCCUUCAAAGUGUUAGUUCUUUAAGAGGUGUCUUCAUUAAGAGCACGAAAUGCCUUCCUGCUGUUCAAAAUGUUGUGGUGAAGAUGUCCACCAGUUCUGAUCCCAAAGAUCCGUCCUUCACAGAAAUGUGCGAAGGCUUCUUCGAAAAUGCAAGAAGCUUCGUGGAACAUAGGCUUCUGACGAAGCCAGAUCCUCCUGGUUACCGCACAGAAAAGUUUGAAGACAAAAAACACAGAAUAAAAGGAACUCUAGAUGUUAUGAAGCCCUGUGCUGAUGUUCUUUCAGUAAUGUUUCCAAUCAAAAGAGAUAAUGGUGAAUUUAAACUUAUCCAGGGUUAUAGGGCACAACACAGUCAUCACCGAACACCAUGCAAAGGAGGUAUUAGGUAUAGUGAUGACGUUGAUAUUGAUGAAGUGCAGGCGUUGGCCACCCUUAUGACAUACAAAUGUGCUGUGGUUGAUGUUCCCUUUGGUGGAGCUAAAGGAGGCAUCAAGAUCAACCCUUCAGAAUACUCACAAUCUGAACUAGAAAAGAUCACAAGGAGAUUCACAGUGGAGCUUGCAAAGAAAAAUUUCAUUGGACCAGGCCUUGAUGUGCCAGCACCAGACAUGGGGACUGGGGAGAGAGAAAUGAGUUGGAUUGCAGACUCAUUUGACAUGACAUUAGGUUAUGGUAACAUGAAUGCAUAUGCUUGUGUCACUGGAAAACCGGUUCAUCUUGGUGGAAUUCAUGGAAGAAUAUCAGCCACAGGAAGGGGUGUUUUCCAUGGGAUAGACAACUUUCUUAAUUCAGAAAAAUAUUCUGGCUUAGUUGGCUUAGAACCUGGACUCCGUGGAAAAACAUUUAUAGUUCAGGGAUUUGGUAAUGUGGGUCUCCAUACUUGCCGUUAUCUGCACCGUGCAGGAGCCAGGUGCAUUGGAAUCAUGGAGAGAGAUGGAAAUCUUUACAAUGAAGAUGGAAUUGAUCCGAAAGAACUUGAAGAUUAUAAACUGGACAAUGAUGGCUCAAUUAAAGGUUUUCCUGGAGCAAAGAUGACCGAGGAAAACCUUUUGGAAGCUGAAUGUGACAUAUUAGUUCCUGCUGCGAAUGAGAAACAGAUUACAAUUAAAAAUGCCCACAAAAUUAAAGCAAAGGUUAUUGCUGAAGGUGCAAACGGGCCAACCACACCAGCGGCAGAAAGAGUUUUAAUUGAAAACAAUAAACUUGUCAUUCCAGAUAUGUACUUGAACGCAGGAGGUGUGACUGUUUCCUACUUCGAGUGGCUGAAGAACAUCAACCAUGUCAGUUUUGGACGUCUGACUUGGAAGUACGAGAAGGAAGCAAACUUUAAUCUUUUAGCGAGCGUCCAAGAAAGCUUGGAAACUCAUUUCAAAUCAAAUAUUCCUAUCAGACCAUCGGAGGGGUUCCUUCAAAAGAUUGCAGGCGCAUCGGAAAGAGAUAUUGUCCACUCUGGAUUAGAAUUCACAAUGGAACGAUCAGCCAAGGUACGUGGUCCCAUACCGGUCAAAUAAGGCGCGUUCCUUUCUUUUAGUCUACUACAGUCUACGUAAAGCUAUGCGUUUCACUUACGUCUCAGCAAGGAUUGUGCUAGUC